AUAAGUUGCCAUUCCGGAUUUGCCAAAGUAAGCCCAGAUUUCUGAAAAAAAUACAGGGCAUUGAUUCACUUUCAGUAGUGACAGGAGAUACAUAUUGAUCCCUUUGGGUUGUUUGAGGAAUUCUGAAAUUUCAAACACUAAAAUACAUUAUUACAAUUUUGAGAAGAGACGAGUGAACAAUCCUAAACAACAUAGUUUUAUUGAUUACACAGCUAUUUCGACUCGAUGGCAUUUACUUUGGUCAUUUCCAUACCAUUCAUCAUUCUAGUUAUUAUCAUGUGUGUGUGCUGCUACUUCCUAGGUAAAGCAAGGGGUCGCCAAGACAUUCGCACACAACCACAAGUAUUUGGUGUGCCAGCUGCUCCUCCUGGUGUUACGCCUCCAGGUCCUUCACCUCCUGGUUCUCCUAAGCAUGACAAAACAAUGAAUGUCUGAGAUGUCUAUUGUACAAAAAUAGUAUAGAUUUUAUUUAUUCAUUGUCCUGGUAUUAUUCUUUUCUAUUCUUUGUUUAGUAGGUUCAAUACCUCAUCUUGAAGGAAGAAGAAUAUAUUGUAACUUCUUUUUCUUGAGACUAGCUGGCAGAAUUUUCCACUGUAUAAAAUGCUAUCAUGUUUGUUAUUAAUUAGUAAAAUGUAAAACCUGGCAUUGGCCUCUAUAAAUUGAGAUCUAUUUCCUAUA
This is a messenger RNA of Cryptomeria japonica (Japanese cedar), 678 nucleotides long. RefSeq lists its product as uncharacterized. The record is from RefSeq and is a predicted model, not a curated record. The transcript has a single exon. Lineage: Eukaryota; Viridiplantae; Streptophyta; Pinopsida; Cupressales; Cupressaceae. Bases 226 to 435 code for a protein of 69 amino acids.